Molecule: messenger RNA, 8483 nt
Organism: Paramuricea clavata
Lineage: Eukaryota; Metazoa; Cnidaria; Anthozoa; Malacalcyonacea; Plexauridae
Source: the annotation of a GenBank genome assembly
CACUUCAUAAGUGUAGAUACUGUGGCCAAGAUGGCCGCCGGUACAGCAUCUGUCACUAUAGAGGAACUUCUUACUUGCUCCCUUUGCUUGGAGCUGUUCAGAGAACCUAAGACAUUAACAUGUCUUCACUCAUUUUGCAAGGAAUGUCUGAACGAAAUAACAAAGACAGCGAAUAAAUAUGAUUCAAUCGCGUGUCCAUUAUGUCGUGACGAAACCGCCAUACCACAAUCGAGUAUCGAAGGAUUACCAACGAAUUUCUUUAUUAAGAAUUUGUUGGAAGUCGCUGAAUUGAAAUCGAAGAAUGAAAGUUUGCUGUGUUCCAAUUGUGAAGACGGUUUAAAGGCGAUGGUGCGGUGUAUCGAAUGUGAUGAAUUCUUUUGUCAGAUGUGUCUUAACGCACACAAUCGUCUGAAAACGUAUGAAGAGCAUAAGGUCGUUGAUCUAAAGAAUCUUCUCUCCCCGACAACUUCCAAAGAGUUUCAUCCCGCCAUGAAAUGUGCCGACCAUGAUCUUGCUUGCAGGUUUUACUGUCGUACUUGUAACGUAUUGAUAUGUCGUGAUUGUACGGUAGUUGACCAUCCCCUAGCCACGCAUUCCGUUGCCAACCUGAAAGAUGUGGCUGAACAGUGUCGAGAGAGAUCUCUUGAAGCAAUGGGCAAGGCAGAGAAACACAUCGCGCAUGUGAAACAAGUCCAACAUUCGUGUCGUGAAAAGAAAGAGAAGCUCAAGACAUCGGUUGAUACGAUCACCGCCAAGCUUAACGAGAAGAAGGAGCAUCUUAUUCAGCAGUUUAUUCAAACUAUUGAAGGUUUUUAAUAUUUUGUUGUUUAUUAUCUGCAUGCAUAUUCAAAUAAUUCCAUAAUAUACAAGACUGGGGCUAGAAACCUAAAAGGCUUUAUGAAUUCUCCUAUACUGGUCAAAUCAUCUAUCUAGAUCAGUUUAGCAAAUUAUGGGCGUUUUACAAGAAUUCCACUACAGUGGGGUAAUAUAUAUAUAUAUAUAUAUAUAUAUAUAUAUAUAUAUAUAUAUAUAUAUAUAUAUAUAUAUAUAUAUAUAUAUAUAUAUAUAUAUAUAUAUAGUUGAAUAUCAAAUGGGUUUGAAAGGAAGAGAAAUCGUUAUAUAUAGGUAAUACUGAAUAAAUAGUUGAUGAAAAGCUGUUUGUGAGGAUUAAAGAAUAAUAAUUAAGGUGUUAAAGAGUUUAUAGAACAGCAAAAAUUCGGGUGAUCGAUAGAGAUGCAACUACCUGAAGAAUACAAGGCGAAAUUUGAAAUAGUAAUUUUGUUUCUUUUCAUUAAAACAGUAGGCAGCCACCUCAAUAUUAAUAGCCACCUUAAUUGAAAAUUUAAAUAAUCUGUUUAUAAAUAAUCCAAAUAUUAAUUUCGAUUGAAAUAAUAUCUCAACCGUAGUUAAAUUAUUUUCAACUCCAGUGUGAAUGCUACUCAAAGUAUAAAGACGUUUCUGUGUUUCACUUAUAUUAAGGUCGUUCGUCUGAAAUGAUUUCACAACUUGAAGAACUUAUGUUAGAUAAAGCUGAGCAAAAUGAGAGAGACGAAGGGCAGUUAGAGUCAGAUUUGAAGAGAAUGGGCAACUAUGUCUUGUUUAUGCGAAAUCUUCUGGCGAACGGAAAUGAUGAUGAGAUGAUGAAUAUGUAUGAUCAUUUGGUGAGAUACGUCAAUGAUAUAAGUGGUCGAAAUCCAUUCUGGCUUGACGAUAACAACGAAGCAACGCCAACUGUUUCUCUGCAGUCUGAUGCUGGUGAUGAUGUCGUAGAUAGCUCUUUGGGUCACUUGGUUACGACUUGUCUUGGUGAGCUGGUUAUUCCGACAUUACAGGCAGAUCACUUCGAAUUGGUUGAGGAAAGAGGCAAGGUAAGGGCUGAAAUUAUGAUUGUAUUAAACUUGCACUGUAAAUUUAGAGUGACACAGUAACAUUGCUCUGUUUUUAGUGACAGAAUAACACUUUUAGGAAAGUAGCUACCUAAGAAGAGUAACUCAACAUUGAAUGGUUUCACAAGGAUAGCGUUUUAGAUCGUGCUAGCUUGAGUGUGAUGAUCAAGUUGAGCUAGGGACCAAAGUAGUACAAUUCGCAUGGUGUUGGCCUGUGUAAUGUUUACAACAGAUCCACAAACAGGGAAGGAUGAGGCAUAUUAGGUUCAAAUUAGAGCAAGGACGCUUGAAAAUAUACUUGGAACAAAUUGAUUGGUACUAUUCUCUACGUCUACAAGUGAAAUAGUGAAAUUAAGAGUUUCAGAAAUUUUCCAGACGGUUCAAGGUAGAGGUUAAAUUCAAUACAGUGUCUCGAUCUACGCUGUGAAGUACGAGUUUUAGGUCUUGUUCCUUCUCCUAAACAGCUUAAAAAAGAGCCAGAAAUAAAUAAGGAGUGCCUUGAGUAGGCAACGACAUUAGUAGGGCGCUUUCCAUUUGAUGGAAAUCUUGCUUGAAAAUCAAAUGGACAAAUUUUGGACAAACUCUCGAGGUUGUCCACAAAUUGGAAAUUCCGGAAGUUUCGAAAUUUUUACAUGCCAUUAAAACAUUUUCCAAUCACGUUGCUGCUUUCCAAUCUUCGACGAGCAAAAACCGCCACCAAAACCAAAAUGGCGGGUUCUCAACCAUUUCAGCGCCUCGAGUCUGGAUUUAUUUGCUGAAAGAAGAGAUUUGAGCGGCAGUGUCAAAUUCUUCAUAAUUAAAGAAUCAGUAUUCCAGAAAUUAACGUGUUCCAUUUGAUUUUCAAGCAAGAUUUCCGGAAUUUCCGUCAAAUGGAAAGCGGCCAACAAGCCUCCCAUAAUUUACAAGUCCUCCCAUAAUUUACAAGUCCUGUCACGCUGUAGCAUUCCAUUUUCCUACUGAACAUUACGGAAACGCAAACUGGGUAUUUUGUUCAAAUGUAAAGCUCCCUAGGUCUAUUUCCUAUUUAGAGGAACUUCGGGAUGGUGGCAGUAGAGUUGAGAAAAAAACGCGUCGAAGCUGGGUUGCUUUGUUUGUUGCCUGGUUGGUUUGUUGGCAGGUUACUGACUGACAGUCUAUCCUUUGUCUAUGUAUCUCUGUAGUCUGGCUGAUAACAUUAAUCGAGUGGGUUUUUUCUUUGGAUGAAUGGCCUUGACUAUUAGGAAAGGAAAGGAAAAGGAAAGGAAAAAAUUUAAUACUCUGAGGUGAUACAAUAAUUUACAACAAAAUACAUUACACAAAUAUAGAGUAAAGGCUACAAAGAAAUAACCAUAAGGGCUAAUCAAGCUAAGUAGCACAUUUAGACAAAAGACACAAGCGAAAGACGAAAUGUAUAUACUGUAUAUAAUCAAAUCACAUGCAUUAAGGCAAAGACAAAGUACAAUAGACGCAAAAGAAUAUAUCAUCAAAAAUAUCACAAAUGGAAACCGAAUUUAGUCAUUAUAAGCUUGAAGUAGAGAGUUUUUAAAUAAUUUUUUGAAGUUAUAUUUGCUUAGAGAUUUCAAUUUACUAUCAAUGGAAUUCCAGAUUAAACUACCACAGUAGCGCAGAUUAAACCGACCAUAGUCUGUCCGAAUUUUCGGAAUAUAUAAAAAUUUUUUUGUAGAAGAUCUAGUGUUAUAAUUAUGUAUUUCGGAAACAUUUUGAAAGAAAUUAUCAAAGACAGCGGGUAAAUUACCCACGUGGAAGUCAAACAUGAAUAGAGCAUUCUGAUAAUAUAUUAAAUCGACAAAUUUAAGUAUGUCACAAUGUUUGAAAAGAGGGGUUGAGUGUGUCCUAAAACUGGAGAAAGUCAUAAUUCUGACUGCCUUUUUCUGCAACCUUAUUAAAGUAUCAAGAUUAGAUUGAUAUGUAUUACCCCACACUGGUAAAGCGUACGUCAAAUAUGGAUAAAUGAGAGUAUAGUAUAAUUGUUUAAGUAUAUGUAAACCCACGAAAUUGCGAAUUUUUGAGAUUACACCAAUGCAGCGUUUAAUUUUGUUUGAUAUAUGAGUAAUGUGACUUUUCCAACGUAAAUUUGAGUCAAGGAAAAUUCCUAAGUAUUUGAUAUAUUUUUCUUGUUUAAUUUGACUAUUGUUGAUAAAUAAAGCAAUCACGUGGUUUGGAGUUCGCUGAGGGGGGUGAAACAACAAAGUUUGUUUUGUCAAUAUUUAAUGACAGUUUGUUAGCUGCCAACCAGUCAAAAAUUUUCUCCAAAUUUCUAUUAAUAGUUAUUUCUAGAUUAACAAGAUUUACAUUAGCAUGAAAAAGAUUAGUGUCAUCUGCAAAUAUGUUAAAUUCAAAAAUGUCACUGCAGUUAUGGAAGUCAUUAAUAUAUAAGAGGAAUAAAAGGGGACCCAAUACUGAACUUUGUGGAACACCAUAUUUAAUUGGAGUUUCAUCGGAUUUGAUAUGCCCGAUUGAAACAAAUUGGCGCCUGUUACUUAAAUAUGAGGAAAACCAAUCGUAAGCCAAACCUCUUAUUCCAUAAUGAUCAAGCUUGUUGAGAAGGAUGUCAUGGUUUACAGUGUCAAAUGCUUUGGAAAAAUCUAAAAAUAUUCCACAAGAAUACCAUCCCUUCUCAAUUGCUUGUUGAAUGUUAUCAGUUAUUGAAAGAGCUGCUUGUAACGUUGAAUGCUUGGAACGAAAACCAAACUGUUUGUUGUAUAAAAUUUCAUAUUUUUCAAUAAAUCUAGUUAAUCUUGUAUACAUUAAUUUUUCCAAAAUUUUACUAAAAAUGGAGAGAAGUGAGAUUGGGCGAUAAUUUGUUAACAUAGUCAGUGGGCCUUUUUUGUGAAUUGGAAUCACGUUCGCUAUUUUGAAUUGGUCUGGAACCGUACCAGUCAGGAAGGAAAGAUUGAAUAUUAUUUCAAGAGGAGUAGACAGGCUAGAUUUAACUGUUUUUAGUAAAUUAAUUGGAAUACUAAAAGGGCCUGUUGCUUUGGAAGAUUUAAGUUUUCCAAUUUCAGACUCAAUUUCACUUUUUAGAAUAGGAGUCAUAAAGAAGCUGUUUGGCACAGGACUACCCAUAAAAGCUUGUGUCCUUGUAUUAGUGCAUGGAACAGAAUCUGCAAUGUUCUUUCCAAUAUUAGAAAAGUAUUCAUUGAAUGCCAAGGAUAUAUUCUUAGUAUCUUUUAUCUCCUGGCCAUCCUUUAUAAUUUUUGUAGGUAAGCUAUGUCCCCUAGGUUUCAAGGUAAUAAGUUGUUUAAUUCCCUUCCAAGUAUUUUUGAUAUUCUUAUUAUUAGCAGUAAAGUAAUUCUCAUAGUAGAUUUUUUUACUAAUACGUUGCAAAUGAUUUAAUUUAUUUCGAUAGCACUUGUAUUUAGAUUUAUAAUAUUCAUUUUUUGUUGAUAAAUAUUUCUUAUAAAGUUUAUUUUUCCUCUUAAUUGAUUUUCUAAUACCAGAAGUAAUCCACGGUUUUGACAUAGUUUUAACCUCAUUUCUAGAAAUUCUAGUUACAGGUGCAUGUCUGUCAACAACCUUUAAAAUCUCAGAAUGAAAUGAUUGAAAUAAUAUGGGACGUUGGGGUAGGCUAAUUGGUUGAUUGGUCUGUGAUGUGGGCAUCUCACUCGAUAUAUCAAAUUGUUGAGGGGAUUUGUAUACAAAUAUAUGGAAAUUUCGAAUAUAUAAAAAUUCCACUCGAAAGUUCCAUCUACAAAUUUUUUCAACAAUUAACUGCGACUUUAGUUGGUUGAAUCAUAUGUAUGUACGGUCCUCCAUGACUAUUCAUAUUUAUGGUCUAUUCGUUGUUAUAAUGUUUGAUAAAACAACAACAAAAAAUGACUGAUUAUCGUCUUGCUGACCAUCUUACAGACAUUUCAGACUAAUAUUGCUUUCUCCUCCAAGGGAGCGGCUUAAAUACCCAAGCACGACCAGCAAGGUUGGAUUUCCCUCCGCAUAAGCAGCAUAAGCAUUACAAAACAAAGCUAAAUAAUCAUUUUGUUGUGCUGUAUAGGUGUUUGAUGUUGGUAAAAAUGUUGAGAUUAUAAUUCAGUCAAGCAAUCGACGCAGAGGGCCACCAUCUCCUCCAGAUCUUAAUUUGUUCCAAGCUAAAGCGCUUACUCCAAAGCAGACGGUAAUCCAAGCGAAGCUGCAACUACGCGAUGAUGGCUCAAUCUCCGUGCAUUUCACCAGUUACAUUCCGGGACGUCAUCGCCUGGCUGUUCAAGUCGAGGGAAAUUCUCUGCGAGGAAGUCCACGCACCUUGGAGGUCAAUGGUGAACCUGAUUAUUCAGUAGAUACAACCCUGCUUCAAAAAUUACCAACGGAUAAAUUUGAGGGGUGCUUGAAUGAAGUUCGCGUAACUGUUCGAAUUGACCUUGUUGGCAACAUAUAUAUCCUCACCGUACCAGUUCUCCGUGUAUUUGAUGCUGAUUUUAAUAAUUUGUAUAUCUUUGAUCUGUUCAAUGUGAUGACGAAACCGUGGAUUUUUACCGUCAAUAGUGAAGGUCGGAUCAUUGUAUCGGAUACUGGCAGCCAUAAGUUGUUCGUGUUCAAAACAGACGGAACUUUUCUUCAUGAAAUUGGUAGUGAAGGUACAGGUCGUGGAGAACUGGAAACCCCUCUUGGCGUAACGACUGAUUCGUACGAUAAUAUUGCUGUAUGUGAUGCAGGAAAUCAUCGUAUUCAGUUAUUUAACCCAGAUACCUCGUUCAAGUGUUCAUUUGGUGACGAGCAGGAUGGCAAAAUGAUGUACCCUGUUUCCAUUCAGUUCAACAGCCAAGGUCAGAUUAUUGUCGCCGAAUCUUCGUUGUGGUUUUCAAAUUUCCCUCCUUUGACAGGCCCUCCUGGUGGUUUUGAUGCAGCGAAUGCAGUUGAAUGCGUAAAGGUCUUCAGCCGAGAUGGUCAGGUUUUGCAGAAGUUUGGCGAACCAGGAGAAGGAAGAGGUCAAUUCUGGGCACCCAUUACCGUAGUUGUUGAUCACUGGGAUCAUAUAUGGGUAUCUGAUUUCACUUAUGGCUCGAUUCAAGUGUUCGAUGGGAAAGGAAAUUUGAAAGGAGUCUUCGCUUCUGAGGAGAAAGAUAAAGGAGCGGGAUGGUUAUCGACUAUGGCAGCGGCUUCCAAUGGCGCUGUGCUCUACAUGUCUGCACCACUCUGAGGUGGAAACUUUGUCGUAUCAGAUGUAUUUGAUACUUUACUAGAAUCUCAAUUUUAAGAAUUCAAUUUAGUAGUAGCUUUUUGAACUUAAAAUUGACACUUUGAAUAUUGCGAGGAAAUAUUUGUAGUUAAUAAGGAAAUAUUUGUAGUUAUUAUGAUCUGUUUUGAACUUGGUGUCGAACAUUUCGUGUUGCAAGCGGUUGCAUGCAUCCUUUCCAUAUCGAUUUUUCAUCACUUUUAUUAUUUUCAAUCACAUUGAUAUAGCCUACAGGUGCAUCCCAGAAAAUUAGAAUGUCUUUGAAAAAUUUCCUUUGAACAAAUCAUUACAUGUAAAACUAAAUAAUUUUUUCUUGACAUCAUAUACUACAAUAAAAACAUGUGCGAAGACUAGUUUAAAUGGCGAGAUAAUAUUCUAAUUUUUUGAGACGCACCUGUAGUAUCUCGAUUUUGCUGAUUUCACGGUUAAUUAACUUAAUUCCGCAGCAAAAGUAAUUAAAAUUUGAUUUAAUAGCUUUGAAAUUGUGAUUGUCUCGGUCUCGCAUGACUUCCCUUAUUUUGGAAGAAAUCCAGGUUUUUUUCUCAAUUAUACGCCUCUUUUUUCCCACUUAUACGCCGCUUUUUUAUUGGUGAAGAACGUGUAUCGGGGACAUCAUAGAAUAAUUUAUUCCACAUGUUGUGACCAAUGAGAUUCGUGAACUAACUAAUAAAGGGGACUAUUUUCAGAUCCUCAUCAUGGACCGAAAUUUAUGGAGUAUUGUAAUAAAGUUAAUGUCUGAAGCCUCGAAAUUAUUCAAAAUUAAUUGAAUUCAACAAAACUUCAAUUCUCUGAAAAAAGACAUUAUCCAUGAGAAAUCUUAGGGAAUCCCCUGGUGUUAUAAAGAUAGAGAACUUACUUUUAUCUAACAAGGCUUAGAUUGCAAAUGCUUUUAAUAAUUAUUUUCUGAAAUUGGGCAAAAUUUACAGUCCUUGCAAAUAUUUCAAUUUCUUUUGGGCACGGUCAAAUUCAAACCUGUGACGAAAGAGUGGUGGAAAUAUCUUAAAGUAAAUAAAUAGAUAAUUGAUUAGAUAAUGGGAAGUUAUUGAAUUUUUUAUUUUUUUCUUACAAUUUUUGUUUAGCCACGCUACACAUGAUGCAUGUUGUCAGAAUUUGCCACCUGGUCUGUAAAACUCAACAAGACGCUCUAUAGAGCGUUAACUCGCUGGGACUAUACAAAUAUGCACAUUACUGUAUAUACGGUACAACAGAAUCAAAUGGCCAAUUGAUUCGAGUUGUCACCUGACUCCUGAUUUAAUAUCAUGCUUGCCUGACCUUCAGGCGCCGGCGGCGACGAAGUUCCACACAAGUAGCUGUGCAUCGCUAUCUUUGUCGAGCUCUAAGAUGUUCUUUUGACCGUAACAGGAUUUAUUUGCACUAAGGGUUGCAUUCACAAUGCCGUACAAAAAGUGGUCCGAAUAAAUAGCAGC